AUGUUUGUGGAAGGCAGUGAGCCUGGGAAAGCAGAUGUCUACUCAAUCUGCGGGGCAGCACACUCUGCCGUCCGUACUCUCGCGAGAUCCCAGGAGCUGUUGGUUGCAGAAGGCACACUGGCCUUCACCAUCUUCCUGUACUUCUUCACUGCAGUGUCUGCGCUGUCCUAUGCAGUUUGUCAGCGACGUCGUCGGGUGGAGCUCGACACGCGCGAGGCCACGAUGAAGGACUUCUCACUGAUUCUCACAGGCUUUCCGGCCGAGGAGGGAAACGAGGUGGAGAAGAACCGGGCCAACUUUGUUCGCAGGGCCACCGGGUGCCAGCCUGUCGGAGUUUCCGUUUGCUGGACGUACAACAACCCCGAGGUUCAAGACUUGAUCGCUCGGGAGACAUGGCUAUGGGGCAAGGGUCGAGACAGUUGUGGUCCCAUGAAAUCCACCAGCACAAUGAUGGAUGAUGGAAACUCCUCAGGGCGUAGCAAUUUCCGCUGCAUCUUCGAAAAGUUGAACCAGCUGUUGGCUCCACCAUUGCAACUCGAGGAUGCGGAACUCGGCAAGGCCAGGCGGCAUGAAGAACGUGCUGCUGCUGUUGCCAGGGAUGCCGUGUCCACGAGUUUUAUGUACGCGAUCUUCGGCACAGAGCACUCCCUGCUUUUUGUUUCUGCCCUCGGAGAGAAGCCCUGUCGUGUCCGAUCCCGCCAGGACCAUGCCAAGAAGGUCUUCUCCAGUGACUCCGAAGUGCCCCUUUACAUGGGGCGACACCCCAUCCGGAAUUUCCAGUGCGACAUCAAGGUGGUGCCAUACAAAGUGAUGGCUUCGAUCGCGGGUAUAGCCGUCUCAAUAUUGUUUUGGGGCGGCGUCCUGAGAGAUUCUCGCUGCACUUUGUCGCAUGGCCUCAUGGCCUUCAGCUGUCCCAGCGCGUUCGGCCUGUGGCAUUGCGAGGCAUGGUCUUACUCUGCGCUGGGCCAGGGACUUCUCAGCCAGCCGACCGACUUUGCAUCGGAGACAACUUUCAGCCUGCUGGUAGUGGCCGCAGCCUUGCGCAGUUCCGACCGGGUCGGCAACCAGCUCCUGUACGUGCUUUGUGACAAAGCCUCCAAGCAUAUCGGCUUUCGUUUCGCCAGUCAGGAGCUGGCUGCCUACACGGGUCUUUACACGAUGGCUUUGCUGUCCAACAUGUUCAUCGACAUGUGGAUCCUGUGGUACACGACGACCACAGCGACGGAGAAUCUAGGCCUCGAGGUGACAUGGCGCUCGUUCCUCCUAAAUCAGGAAGAGCGAGUGAGUUUUCCACUUCGGGCCAAGUUGGGCGAACGCCUUUAUGCCUACAACUUUCCCUCUUGCUUCCUGCUGCCUUUCUUGCCCGGAUCUCUGUUCACGGUAAUCCUGCCCUACCACGUGUACAGUAAGCUGGUGGGAUCGCAGCCAAUCAGUCAACGAGGCGCAGAUGCCUGCCUCCUGCCGAUUACUUUCGACAUGGCACGCUACGCAGACGUGGUCCUCAACAUGACCCAAGCUACGGUGUCGCUUUUCUUCUCUCCAGGCUAUGUGUGGCCUACAUUCAUCUUCUUGUUCUUGAGCCACCUCUUUGUCUAUGCAUGGGAUCAUUACCGAGUGCUGCGGCAUGUGCGACAAUUCCGUUUUUCCUCGUAUCGAACAGAGAAGGUGGCGCAGCGGCUUCUGGCAGUGCCCGGGGCAAGUCUGGCGGCCUGCGUGAUGUUCCAGCUGUACCAGGUACAAGCUGUUCGACCCACAACAAAGUUUGCGGCCGUGGUCACCCUCUCAGCCCCUGCCCUGCUCCAUAUCGCUCUCUACAUGCUAGUCCUGGAGUAUGCCGUGCCAUGGCUGGGUCGCACGGCGCAUGUGCCUGCGAUGCAGCGCUACAGCGAGGUGGCAAAGAUCUUCCCCGGGAACUUCUUCAACAUGAAUCCUGUUCACUGUUUGCGGUCGAGGUACCUUCAUAAUCAUCAGCCCCCGUGCAUCUUCUACCAGAUCGGCAAGGAACAUCUCCUGGAGCCCAAUCCCAAGCUGGGAUUGUUCUACAGCGCUCCGGAGUGGAACAACGAGAAGACCUCCACGUUUCUGGAACUGGCACAGCCGCUGAUCCCAGACCGGCGCGGCAUGGCGCACCGGACACCACCCAGAGGCAGCUUCAGAGGCAUCGCCCGCUUGCAAAGGUUCGCCCGAAAAUCGCUGGGCGGAGCUUUGGUGCGGGACUUUGACCAAGCAGGACCAAGCUCAAAUCGAGUGCUGGGGCCGUUCAUGCUUACUGAGGCCAUGGCACACCCACGCUUCGUCUGGGGCCUCGAAACGGAGUGA
Molecule: messenger RNA, 2319 nt
Organism: Symbiodinium sp. CCMP2456
Lineage: Eukaryota; Dinophyceae; Suessiales; Symbiodiniaceae
Source: the annotation of a GenBank genome assembly